AUGAUACCCGAAUUUUGCGUGUUUUAUGGUGUUUUAACUUUUUCUUGGAUAGAAUUCCUAUGGGAACAGUACUUAACGCUAAGACAGAGACGUGUAUAUAAAACUACAGACAAAAUACCUGAAAGAUUAACUGGUGUACUAGAUGUGGAAACAUUUAACAAGGCAAAGUCGUAUGGUAUCGACAAAAAUAGCUUUAGUAUUGCUGAAGAAUGGUUUCAUAUGAUAAUUUCAACUGGUUUCAUCUGUUUGAAUGGAUUCACAUUGUUAUGGAAUUUCAGCAAAUAUUGUUUGAUUGAGACUCGUUAUUAUGAUAGUGAAAUCAUGACCAGUUGCGUAUUCCUUCUAUGUAUGAAUACCUUGGGUACACUAAUGUCUUUGCCAAUCUCAGCAUAUAGCACUUUUAUUAUUGAGGAAAAACAUGGAUUCAACAAACAAAAUUUAAAUUUCUUCGUUAAAGACAAGAUUAAGAACUUUUUACUGGUUCAAGUGAUUUCAUUACCAAUAACUGCGGCAGCAAUAACUAUUGUUAAAUGGGGUGGACGUUAUUUCUUUAUCUGGCUGUGGGUAUUUGCUGUAGUAACUUCAUUGUUUAUCAUGACAGUGUAUCCAGAAUUUAUUGCUCCAUUGUUUGACAAAUAUACACCAUUACCUGAUGGUGUUUUGAAGACAAAAAUUGAAGAGCUUGCAAAACAAGUCAAAUUCCCUCUUUACAAAAUUUAUAUUGUAGAAGGUUCUAAGCGAUCAGCUCAUAGCAAUGCAUAUUUUUAUGGAUUUUUCAAUAACAAACGUAUUGUGUUGUAUGAUACAUUAUUGAAAGAUAGCAAAGAUAUUAUGAAUAACAAAACAAUAAUAGACGAAAAUUCUCAAGGUGAUAAAAUCGAAGAAAAAGGAAAAGGGAUGAAUGAUGAGGAAAUUUUGGCAGUCUUAGGUCAUGAACUUGGUCAUUGGAAACUAAACCAUAUUUUAUUUUAUCUUAUAAUAUCUCAGGUAAAUUUAUUUGUUAUGUUAUUUGUCUUUGGAUGGUUGUAUGACCAUUCAAUGUUAUACCGAGCAUUUGGAUUUUAUGAGUCAGCCCAUCCAGUUAUCAUUGGUCUAGCAAUUAUUUUUCAAUAUGUGUUUUCUCCAUACAACACUGUUAUAUCAUUUGCUAUGACUACACUUAGUAGACAAUUGGAGUUUCAAGCUGAUGGUUUCGCUAAAAAGCUUGGACUUGCAAAGCCACUUGAAUCUGGAUUAAUACGUUUACACAAUGAUAACUUAGGAUUUCCAGUUUAUGAUUCCCUAUUCUCAGCAUGGCAUCAUACUCAUCCUCAACUAUUGGAAAGAUUGGAAGCAAUCUCUAAGACAGACUGA
Molecule: messenger RNA, 1353 nt
Organism: Macrosiphum euphorbiae (potato aphid)
Lineage: Eukaryota; Metazoa; Arthropoda; Insecta; Hemiptera; Aphididae
Source: the annotation of a GenBank genome assembly